CCCUUUCAGUUUAGCACUUGGGAUUCACGUCCUUCACUUGGUCCGGUAUUUCGAUCUCCUAAGCUCUCCUAUCUUCCGAUCAACAGCAAACUUUCAGACAGUGUCGGAACCAUAAUAUACUUGAUCUUUGCAGAUAGUGGUAACACUAUGGUCUCAAGCAAUUAUUAUAUUGUUCAGGCUAAUCCAUCACUGACAUCCAAGCCGCUCUCCCCCGCCCCGUUUUCGUCCGUCUCAUCGACAUCAACUCAGAAGUCGACAAAUACUGCAUCCGAGUCACUCUCCAAUUCCACUUCGGUUCGGUCCGUUUUCUCGACGUUGACUCAGACCUUUAGCACGAGUGCGACAACUUCUAUCCCAACGUCUAUCCGCGAUCCCUCUAGCACCAACGCCAUCACUCCCACUGCUACUCGCCCGAUGACCUCAACUUCGACUAGCUCGGAUCCUGCUGUAACUUUCACGCCGGGCAAGUCGACACACACGGCAGCCAUUAUAGGCGGUGCGGCUGGUGGAGCAGUGGCUCUCGUUAUCUUUUCGGCUCUGGCCCUUUACUGCCUUCGUUCCGGUGAGAGUGGAGGUCAGGAAGGCAGGAGUCUUACAAGACCAGUCGCACCUGUUCCACAGGGAUCCAGGCCUUCAGCCGGUCCUCAAAAUUCGGGUACGGACAGACGCGGUUCCGGAUACGACAAUCCCCCGUCAGACCCAGCCAAUCCCAGAAGUGUUAGUCCACCAAUUAGUUUCAAUAUGGCUGGCAUAGGUUCAGGCUCUCCGUGGCUUGUGAACCUCGGCCGCAACCCAAGGCACCCAACUGGUAGAAUGGGCUCACAAGACGUUAGAGGUGUCUCGUUUCCGGACUCCUCUAUUCCCAGGAAUGUUACUAGGCCAGAAUGGAGGCCUGGCGAAGGUCCUACAGUCCAAAUGUCCAUUGCGCGGCCAGUGCCACAUCCAGCACCAGAUGAUACGCCGGAAUAUUCCUACGGUUCAUCCGACACGAGUUAGGUAUACGUCUCUGACAGCAUCUCCUCGUUCUCUUUGGUAUAUUUGAUUUCGGCAUGCUUUUGUACUUUAACAUUUCUCUGUAGUUCAUCUGGUACGACCGAUAAUUCGUUCAGAGGCCGUGUGAUAUGUGGGGCCAAACAGGACAACUAUCAUUUAGUUUGGUCCUUCCUUGUCUCCUCCAUCUCGCCCUGGUCCCACCAUAGCUACUGCUGAGUGGAAGCUUAUCCUUGCAUGCGGCCAUCAGUACGAAUGGGGCUGUGACAUCUCUCAUAUUAUAGUAGUCCUGCUCCUUUAUUGUAUUGCGGUAG
Molecule: messenger RNA, 1304 nt
Organism: Cantharellus anzutake
Lineage: Eukaryota; Fungi; Basidiomycota; Agaricomycetes; Cantharellales; Hydnaceae
Exons: 7
Coding region: 148-996 (282 amino acids)
Source: RefSeq, a predicted model, not a curated record